GAGGGGUCAGCUGACUUGCUUGGGCUUGGCACGUGACUCGCGUCGGUAGGUGCUAGGGCUGAGGGAGCCCGAGAGCGGGGAGAUGGAGAGCUGAGCUGCCAAGUCCUCCCGGGUUUCCCGCCUCCGUCGUCUUUUUUUUUUUUAUCUUGCCAGCGCCUCCGUAUCAAUCUUAUUUUUGGAAAAAUUCCUUGAUAAGCAUGAGUGAGUUCUGGCUUAUAUCAGCCCCUGGGGAGAAAACAUGCCAGCAGACAUGGGAGAAAUUACAUGCAGCAACAACCAAAAGUAAUAAUCUUUCUAUUAAUUCAAAGUUCAACAUUCCUGACUUAAAGGUUGGCACACUGGAUGUUUUAGUUGGAUUAUCAGAUGAAUUAGCCAAACUGGAUUCAUUUGUGGAGGGAGUUGUUAAGAAAGUGGCCCAAUAUAUGUCUGAUGUACUAGAAGAUAGUAGAGAUAAAGUUCAAGAAAACCUGUUGGCCAAUGGAGUUGACUUGGUUACAUACAUAACAAGGUUCCAGUGGGAUAUGGCCAAGUAUCCGAUCAAGCAGUCACUGAAAAAUAUUUCUGAAAUAAUUGCCAAGGGAGUAAAUCAAAUUGAUAAUGACUUGAAAGCCCGAGCAUCUGCAUAUAAUAAUCUGAAAGGCAGUCUUCAGAAUUUGGAAAGAAAGAAUGCGGGAAGUUUAUUAACUAGAAGCCUAGCAGAAAUCGUAAAGAAAGAUGACUUUGUCCUUGAUUCAGAAUAUCUCAUCACAUUAUUGGUGGUAGUUCCAAAGUUAAACCACAAUGACUGGGUAAAGCAGUAUGAAACAUUGGCUGAGAUGGUAGUCCCAAGGUCUAGCAAAGUUCUUUCAGAGGACCAAGAUAGUUACCUGUGCAAUGUUACCUUGUUUAGAAAGGCAGUGGAUGACUUCAGACACAAAGCCAGAGAAAACAAGUUCAUUGUUCGUGAUUUUCAGUAUAAUGAAGAGGAAAUGAAAGCAGACAAAGAGGAGAUGACCAGGCUCUCUACCGACAAGAAAAAGCAGUUUGGACCACUAGUUCGGUGGCUGAAAGUGAAUUUCAGUGAAGCUUUUAUAGCAUGGAUUCAUGUGAAAGCAUUACGAGUUUUUGUUGAGUCCGUUUUAAGAUAUGGAUUGCCAGUGAACUUCCAAGCAAUGCUACUUCAACCUAACAAGAAAACCAUGAAGAAACUGAGGGAAGUAUUGUAUGAUUUAUACAAACACCUGGACAGUAGUGCGGCAGCUAUUAUUGAUGCUCCCAUGGAUAUUCCAGGCUUAAAUCUCAGUCAACAGGAAUAUUAUCCCUAUGUGUACUACAAGAUCGAUUGCAAUCUAUUGGAAUUCAAGUAAAAAUGGUCCCCAAUACUGACAAUCCUACCCUAGUGUUGGUGUAUAUGAACAGAAAUGAGGUUGAAGUAUGCCUAUACUUUUAACUCUCUAUUAAUCCAAUGCUUGCUUCUUAUUCCCUUUCCUUCGGUGAAUUUUCCCAUAGUGGUCCAUCUCUUGAUAUUUUCUUUUCAAAGAAGAAUAUAUGUAUUGUUGCUUUUUAUUGAUCAGGUCUGUAAAUGUGUACUGAAAAAAUCAGAGUUUAUUUAUAAAAAGAUUAGUAUAUUUAAAAAAAGUUUUUUCUUCAUUGUUGUAGUGGUAUGCUUUCAGUAAACUCAUUACUAUUGUUCACAAAGACCUUGUUUAUGUGGAAAAAGUGUAAACAUUUGUACCAUUUUGUUCCCUGUAUUUAGUAGCUGUAACUGUUAAAUGGUUAUUGAAUUGUGAUGUUAAAAAAAAGUGACAAUAUUCAGGUAUGUGUUUUCUGAAUAUUUCCAACAACAAUCUGUGAGCACUGUCAACACCCACAGGAGAGAAUAAAAUUACCUGUGCAAAGGUGUGUGGUGGUGUGUAUAACUUCUCCAAACAUUGGUCGGAGAGUUCAGUAACUAAGAUCACUGCUGACUAGCUGCUGCUGUACCACUUUGAGGUGUUUGUUACAUGCUGCAGGGGGCAAGCUGCCUUCUAUUCAGUUUGUGUUUGCUUUCCACAGAUUAUCUUACUGUGCCAAAUUUGCCUCAUAACACACAAUGUGAUGUUGGAGUUCAUUUUUCAAAACAUAUGGGUGUUUAUAUCUGGUCACCAGACUUUUGGUAUUCUUAAAUGAUUGAGAACUAGGUCUAAUUUUGAAUAAAGUCCAGCAAAACUAUGCACCUUCA
Messenger RNA from Trichosurus vulpecula (common brushtail), 2200 nucleotides. RefSeq names its product ATPase H+ transporting V1 subunit C1 (gene ATP6V1C1). The transcript is spliced from 13 exons. Gene Ontology annotation, molecular function: proton-transporting ATPase activity, rotational mechanism. Gene Ontology annotation, biological process: proton transmembrane transport. Bases 198 to 1346 code for a protein of 382 amino acids. The record is from RefSeq and is a predicted model, not a curated record. Gene Ontology annotation, cellular component: lysosomal membrane; vacuolar proton-transporting V-type ATPase, V1 domain. NCBI's taxonomy places the organism in Eukaryota, Metazoa, Chordata, Mammalia, Diprotodontia, Phalangeridae.